AUGCGGUCCCAUACGCAGAGACACAGAAGUGGUCUUCGUGCCCCACGACCUCAUUUUCCCCCGGACAUUGAACCAUUUUCUGACGACGAGCCUGACAACGAAGCUGAAGAUAUUUCUUUCAACAACAUCGAUGAUAAUGGUAAUAGUGGUUCUGUUGAUUUAAGUAGUUACAGAAAUGCCAGCCAUCGCAGCUGUCCUGUUUGCAAACAUUACGAGUUUAAUGCCGUCGUCUUACCGUGUGGACACACAGCUCUGUGUUUGAAAUGUGCCUUGAAAUAUUAUUAUCACCAGAGGAAAUGUCCCGUAUGCCAGAAAGCGAUCUCCACCGUCCAUCGAAUAUAUCUAUAA
Octopus bimaculoides (California two-spot octopus) is the source of this 348-nucleotide messenger RNA. Its product is annotated as death-associated inhibitor of apoptosis 1. Lineage: Eukaryota; Metazoa; Mollusca; Cephalopoda; Octopoda; Octopodidae. The record is from RefSeq and is a predicted model, not a curated record.